Priapulus caudatus is the source of this 1743-nucleotide messenger RNA. Its product is annotated as xenotropic and polytropic retrovirus receptor 1 homolog. Gene Ontology annotation, molecular function: inositol hexakisphosphate binding. Gene Ontology annotation, cellular component: cytoplasm; Golgi apparatus; plasma membrane. Gene Ontology annotation, biological process: cellular response to phosphate starvation; phosphate ion transport. NCBI's taxonomy places the organism in Eukaryota, Metazoa, Priapulida, Priapulimorpha, Priapulimorphida, Priapulidae. The annotation marks the transcript as partial. The record is from RefSeq and is a predicted model, not a curated record. The transcript has 9 exons.
AUGGCGUGGCGCGUGCACAUCCUGCCUGGCGACCACCUCGACCAGUUUGUCUCCGACGACGCGUCCGACUACGAGAUACCGAAAGCUCGCAAGGAGCUGCUGCGCAAGCGCGCGCGCCGCAACACGCGACCAUGGCAACCGCAUCCUCUGACAGCAUCCUCGCAGCAGGCGCAGCCGCGGGAAUUUGAGGAUGCUUCGCCCGGAGCAACGCGCAGCUUCGUGCACCCGCGGCCGUGGCUCGAGAAGCCGCGCGAACCGCAUCCUCCGGCAGCAGCAUCCUCGCAGUCGCGGCUGCAGCAUCCUCCGGCGACGGCGGCGGCAGCGUCGCAAACCGAACCGAGAGAAUUGUCGAGGCGACGGCGACCGCAUCCCGCCGCCGCCGCGGUGGAAACGCCGUGGACCACAUUCCGUGUAGGCCUAUUCUCAGGAAUCGUUCUUGUGCUGUCUAUAUCUAUUGUUUUGUCAGCCUUAUUCGUCGAGGUGCCGACCGACUGGCGGCCGGCGCUGCGGAUGUACCGAGGAGCGUUCCUCGUCGUCCUCUUCUGCUUCCUGCUCAGCGUGAACACGUACGGCUGGAGGUCGUCCGGGGUCAACCACGUGCUGAUCUUCGAGCUCGACCCGCGCGACAACCUCGACCACCAGCAGCUGUCCGAGGUGGCGUCAUUCCUGAUGAUGGUCUGGUGUCUGAGCGGCCUCAGCUACAUGUACGGCGAUAUCAUCAUGAUCAAGAGUCUAGUACAGCCGCUGGUGCUAAUCCUCUUCAUGAUCACAUUCCUACUGAAUCCAUUCAAGUGCUUCUACCAUAGUGCCAGGUUCUGGCUGCUCAAAGUUAUUUGGCGGAUCGUGACGGCGCCGUUCCACCACGUCGGCUUUGCGGACUUCUGGCUCGCCGACCAGCUAAACAGCCUAACAGCAGUUAUCAUCGACAUGCAGUACUUCGUCUGCUUUUAUGCAUUCAGCUUCGACUGGAGCUCGUUCACCGCGUCGGGCAGCACCGAGUUCAAGUCGGACGUGUGCAUGUCGAACAUCUACGGCCUGCGACCGCUCAUCUCGUGCCUGCCCGCCUGGUGGCGCUUCGUGCAGUGCCUGCGCCGCUACCGUGACACGCGACUAGCAUUCCCUCAUCUCGCCAACGCCGGCAAAUACUCGACGACCUUCUUCGUCGUCCUGUUUUCUUCGCUACACAAGUGGCAAAAAGGCUUGCAGUCGUAUUACUACUUUGCUGUGAUAGAGGAUCUGAUCUUGCGACUGUCAUGGACAACGAAUCUAGUCAACUGGCAGCUCGUGGAUGAGGAUGUUCUCAUGACGCUGCUAGCGCUGUUAGAAGUCAGCAGGCGGUUUAUAUGGAACUUCUUUCGGCUGGAGAACGAGCAUCUGAACAACUGCGGUCAGUUCCGCGCCGUUCGCGACAUCUCGGUGGCGCCACUGUCGACGAACGACCUCUACAUGAUCCUGCACAUGAUGGACGAACCGGACGGCGUCGUGCACCGCCGCAAGAACCGCCUCAAAAACAAGUUCGGAAAGUCGCUCAAGAAGGCCGACACGAAGCUAUGGCUUUCUCGACGCCGAGUCCUGAUUGGUGGAGAGGGAAAAGCGAAGACACGCGGCGUGCGAUUCCGCGAGCGAGUAUCGCUACGGAUCGACGCGGGAGGGACGGGACGCAGCGCGGCAUGUGUUCGGCUUACUACGCAAGCGAAGACAAGUCGUCACUGUCCCGCGGCGAUCACAAGAAAGAGAGAGAGA